Talaromyces proteolyticus is the source of this 708-nucleotide messenger RNA. RefSeq lists its product as uncharacterized. Lineage: Eukaryota; Fungi; Ascomycota; Eurotiomycetes; Eurotiales; Trichocomaceae. The record is from RefSeq and is a predicted model, not a curated record. The coding region runs from base 1 to 708 and encodes 235 amino acids. The transcript is spliced from 2 exons.
AUGACGAAUACUCGCAACCUUAUGACAACAAUAAAUUCAACACAGACCGGUCUGAAGACUAACUCAAGCGCGCCUACUGGCUUCCGUAUCGAAAGCCACAUCAACGAUGCAAGCACUAUCGUUGAGCGGCUGCGUGCGAGUAGCCUUGCCGCUGCUGUUUCCGAAACGAACAUCAAGAGGAAAUCUUCUGCUGAAUGGUGGACCUAUACAUGUCAACGUAUUGAUUCAUUUCAUCAUGGAAAAGUGAAAAGAUGCUCUAUCUCUCCACCGAUUGCGUCCGAUGGUGGGUAUGUUCACAUAACGAUACCGCUAGAAGUUGGCCUGGAAUAUGGGCUUCGUCUCAAGCGUGUUGUCGAAAUGGGACUUGAUAUCCGCAGAGCAGCCAAUCACUCUUCUCCAUACGCCCUAACAUCUCCUUCAGAUAGCCCGAUUCGACGUUUGGGUAUACACAUAUCUGGAACAAUUAUGAAAUGGCCUAGUGGUGGAAGUAAUUUUUUAAGUCGGAAGAUAGUCAGUGGGCUUUUUAAUGAGCAUGAUGAGAAUAUAGAUGGUACCAAUGAAGAAUGUGCGAAAAAUUGGCGCUAUGGCGAUGACGGUGUUCACCUCGCUGGAGGAUGGUGUAGGGAUGGGAUGGUCUUGCUGGAGGGAUGCGUUGUAUCCGCGAUGAGGUUGGCGCCUGAACUUGACGUGAAGAUUCCUUCGGCAUGA